Messenger RNA from Penicillium brevicompactum, 645 nucleotides. RefSeq lists its product as uncharacterized. The coding region runs from base 1 to 645 and encodes 214 amino acids. The record is from RefSeq and is a predicted model, not a curated record. NCBI's taxonomy places the organism in Eukaryota, Fungi, Ascomycota, Eurotiomycetes, Eurotiales, Aspergillaceae. The transcript has a single exon.
AUGGAGCCUGCAACUUCACAGUCCCAGGUCAAGGCCACUUGUGACAACGUCGAGUUGGACAUCAUACCUAAUGACCUCAAAGAUGAAUACGAGAUUUGCGUGACCCCUGUCAAGAGAGAAGAGGCUGGGGGCUGCGCAAGCCCAAAUGACCCCUUCAGCACCGACGCGCAUGCGGACGACAAUCCACACAUGUGGACAUCCACACGCAGCAUCCCUCAUGAACACUACCAAGAGCCCGUGCUAUUCAGCACAAUCUUGAACAUGAUUCGAUAUUCCGGUAAACCGAACCACCCACGGAUCAUGCGUCGCCUAUCUAAACUGGAGUUUGCAAGACAGGCAAUUUGGUCCGAUCAAGUGGCAUCCCGCAUUGUCGGCGAAAGAAUAUCAGCCCGCGAACGAGAGGCCUCGGCAAAUUGGCUCUUUCCACCUGAGUCGGAUACCCCUGAGUUUCUUCGGCACUUGAUGGACGAUGUGUGGGGUGAAAGUCCACGCCGUGCAGCGAUUUACGAUGCCCUGCAUUACUGGAACAACGUCGAUUACCUCAGAGAACGCAUUGAGAACCUAGAGGACCGGCAAACGACAGAGGCAAAAGGUUAUCGUGGGUUGAUUGAGCAUUUCGGCUCCCCUCCAACUAUCCGUGAUUGA